AUGGAUUCUCGAACAUCCCGUCUCCUGGACCCGUCCUCUGCAAUGGCGGCCAUCACCAAACACAAGGCGGAAGCAAUCAAGCUAGCCCGUGAACAAGGGGUGGCCGUCCAAGAGAUGUGUCGUCGUGCGAAAACCGAGGUUCCACCAUACGAGUUUGAAGAGUUGAUAGGCAAAGGUGCUUAUGGUCGCGUUUACAAGGGUCACCAAAAACCAUCGGGUCGGCUGGUUGCCAUCAAAGUUCUAGAUAUUGACUCGCUAGACUACAAGUCGCUUCGAGAUUUCAGAGACGAGUCGAUAAAAGAUUUCAUCCAUGAAACAAAGGUGAUGAAGCAAGUGAAGGAUUCUGGUGCCAAAAACAUCAACGAAAUCAUUGAAGCCAUUUCCAUUCACUCCCAGUUGUGGCUGGUUUGUGAGUACUGUCCCGGUGGCAGUGUCCGUACCUUGAUGCGUGCAACAAACGACAAGCUCGAUGAGAAAUACAUCAUACCAAUCGCUCGUGAGCUGGCUGUUGGACUUCAUGCUAUUCACGAAGCUGGAAUUAUUCAUCGCGAUGUGAAAGCUGCAAAUAUUCUUGUUCAUGAAGAGGGUCGUCUAGAAAUCUGUGACUUCGGUGUUGCUGGUGUUCUCCAAUCACAGCGAGACAAACGAUCCACUUGGAUUGGAACACCACACUGGAUGCCGCCAGAGAUGUUUGCAACUCGUGGAGAGGCCCAUCAAUACGGGAAUGAGAUUGAUGUGUGGGCGUAUGGGUGCACACUGUUUGAAUUCGCGAACGGGAACCCGCCAAACGCAGGCCUGCGAGAACGAAUGCAAAUCGGUCGCCAACUAAAUCGCAAGACUCCCCAGCUGGACAGCGAUAAGUACAGCCAAGGCCUGAAGGAUCUUAUUGCCUACGCCCUUGACUCCAAUCCAGACACUCGCCCCACGAUGGCAGACAUCCUUGCCCACCCCUACAUUGCCGAUACGGAUGAGGAAUACCCGACCGCCUCUGUGGGUGAGUUGGUAAGAAACUACUACCAGUGGUCACAGCGAGGAGGCCAGCGGAUUUCUUUGUUCCACCCAGGCGGCGCCGCGGCAGCUGAACUCCCAGGCAUCGAGGAGUCAGAAGAUGACUGGAAUUUCAGUACAACAGAUGGGUUCGAGCGAAGAUUCUCUGUCAUUGACCUGGAUGAAAUUGCCGCCUCGCUGGCGGAGAUGGAGCAGUCAAUCAGUCCUACCGACACAAUGCCUGAGCAGGACAUGUACGAACAGUUUUCGGAGGACGAUCUCAACUAUGAAGAUAAGGCCAAUUUCGAUGAACGUGUGCGUCGAGGCGCUGUGGCAAUGGAAGGCCUGUUUGAUGAGGAAAAGCCCAGCUACAAAUACGAAACAAAAAAUGACUUUGUCCCCAUCGAACCCGCCCAGCCCACUUCAGAUCUCCCCCUCCGUGCGGAAACAGACCGCUCCUCUGUCACAUCAACUUUUCUCGAUAUCGACAUCGGGUCAUUCGAGGCCUCACACUACGCAGCAGGAGCUCCAUCUGCGCAGCCUUUCCAAUUGGUCGAUGCAAACACUAUCCGCGCAAACCGUUCCAGUCUUCGAUUGAACAGGACCUCCUCUGAGAAUAGCUCAAAGUCGUCUGGUAGCAGCGUGGAUGAAGAUGAAAACCUCGAAGACACAUUCGUACCGUCUGGCCCUCGACCUCCCACCAUGGACUGGAAAUUCCCGUCGUUCACACAAGAUGAAGAGGAACAACCGGAAGAAGAAGAGGAGGAGGUUCUUGCACAGGAGCCCAUAACGGAGGAGUCUUUCCAGGCUGAGAAGCGAGCCACCAUGCAGUGGACAUUCCCAGUCAUGGGAUCCGUGCCCGAGAGUCAAAGCUACGAUGACCGACAUGACACCCUCCGGGCUCCUCUGCCUGAGGUUCAGCCUCCGCCGCAGUCGCAGCCACUGUCAACAGAUGAACCAGGUGACUCACGUCCUUCGACUUCGGCAUCGAAUACCUCCGAUUCAGAUUACGAUCCCUUCCGCUUCGAUCGCCCCACCACCCCACAGGGCGCAAAUUCGCUCCAUCACAGCCAUUUCUUCGACACAGAGCUCCCCGCGAUGAUGGAAUUGGCCGGUUAUAAUGAAUAUGAGGCUUCCGGGAUUCUCGAUGGCCCCGGGCCAGACGAAGAAUCUCACCCUGAAUGGAAGGCGCACUCCAGGACUUCCUCGUACGAAGAUAGUAUGACAGCUUUACCUACGGCCGUUCCAGUUCCCCAAACCCCCACUGCUUCUUCGGUGACUUCGGGUCCGGUCUCAGAACCGGGUUCUCCUGUGUUUGAAACUAUACGAAAUGUACGACACGAUGUAUCUGAAGUCCCCAUGUUACAGGCAGAAGAUGAGGGACCAAUCCCCUUCCCGGCUCUCAAUCCCCCGAGUGCGGCGAGUCUGAUGGAAGGUAUGGAUGAUGGUGUGGUGAUAGCAGAACUUGACCGUUUACUGGGUGAUUUCCUAGAGUCGCUUUCGGCGACUGGUGAGGCAUUGUCACGGGCCGAGUUCAAAUAUGAGAUGAAUGAUGUUCAGGUUGUUGAGCAGGUCUAG
Messenger RNA from Penicillium samsonianum, 2565 nucleotides. Its product is annotated as putative serine/threonine protein kinase. The coding region runs from base 1 to 2565 and encodes 854 amino acids. Gene Ontology annotation, molecular function: protein kinase activity; ATP binding. The record is from RefSeq and is a predicted model, not a curated record. The transcript has a single exon. Gene Ontology annotation, biological process: protein phosphorylation. Lineage: Eukaryota; Fungi; Ascomycota; Eurotiomycetes; Eurotiales; Aspergillaceae.